Molecule: messenger RNA, 1653 nt
Organism: Colletotrichum acutatum
Lineage: Eukaryota; Fungi; Ascomycota; Sordariomycetes; Glomerellales; Glomerellaceae
Exons: 4
Coding region: 1-1653 (550 amino acids)
Source: RefSeq, a predicted model, not a curated record
AUGGAGCUCGCAAAGGAUAUUUACAACCUUUUGGACCACGUUGAAAAUGCAAAGGUGCCAGGCCGCAGCCCAAUCCACAGUAGCGGUGAAAGAAACCACUUAAGUGAGGAUGAUGAGCUUUUCGACUUUUGCUUCGACUAUCCCCUCUACCAAACAUCCUCGACAAAGGAUUCUCCCGCCGUACGGAGUCUAGCACCACGCAUCAUGGCCGGCACGACCGCACUAUCCGAUAACGAGACAGGGAGUACGACGGAGACAUCUUCUAUCCUUACCCCCGAACCUGAUGUCUCCACCCCCGGGUCUGCCUUUACGGAGCUUGUCUCAUCUGUCGAGGGCUAUGACACCCCCUCAAAUGUUCUCCAAGGCCUUCCCAAUGACCCGUACCUCUUCCCCCGUCUCGAUAAGGAGCACGAACUUCCCCGGUUCCCUCGUCUUCUCGUCCCAGGUUCCAAGAAGAGGACCAGGUCCAACAGUCCCAGUGUUCAGAAGCGUGUGGUCAAGGACAUUGGCAAGACCAACCAGGUACGAUCCGCCGGGGCAUGUAUGCGAUGCCGGAUCCAAAAGGUCCCGUGUAGUGCGACUGGUGUCUGCGAGAAAUGUAUCAAGGCACAUCCCAAGGAACCCCAAAGCUCUUGCUUUAGGGAAGACUUGGUCGCAAUCGUGAACAACUCAACUCACCAGCGAUUCACUGAGCUCAACAGGAUUGAUGAGAUCGAGGUCAGAGAGUUACUCAGAACCUCCCGGCCACAAUACCUAGAACCCAUCUAUAAGGGAUCUGUGGUAUUUGCUCGUGGUCUGCCUCAGGUCAUGCUUCCAACUACACUACGCAACUACCGCUGUAUGAUAGAUGGCAUGUCUCAGAGGCCCCACCAAGGUUGUGUUCUCUCCAGGGAGCAUGGCGGUGUUCCGUCGUACCAGGACCUCGUAAAAUGGGCAGAACAGAUGGUUAUACCCGAGGAUUAUAAUACUUUCGAAGGGAGCAUCGAAGUGUUCAUCAAGAUGUAUUCCGCACCUCAACGGUUGCGUCAAUAUCCCAGACGGCCACAGAUGGAUCUUCUCGACAAGGUUCACACGAUGAAAUGCAUGUACAAGAUCUGUUGUCAAGACGACUUCAUUUUCAUUCGCGAAGAUACUGGAGCGGUGAAACGCCUCCCCUUGCCUGCCAAGGCAGAAUUGAGAGGCAUCGCCCGCAUGGCUCUCGAGACAGCCGAGAGAGAUAUCCUCAUGGUACUCGACAAGCUCAAAGCCGCUUCGGCAAAAGUUCCCGAACAAGACUUGCCUGCUCUCUGGGCCACUUUGUGGCAGCUGAUGUUCAUCUACCGAGAUCUCCUCAGGAACAGGACACCGCGGGACAACGACGCAGGAGCUCUCCUCAACGCGGUGGCCGUCUUUUACGCAGCCCACUUUAGGACGUCGGCCUCUCUUGGCAAGUUGUCCUUGGACAGUCUGCAACGUCAUUGGGGACCUGGCGAGACUCAGCAGGCGCAGCUGUCUGGUGCGUUUGAUCAUGCUCUGAGUCUUCGCGAUACUCUCCACCGAACAAUCGCAGCAGGAAUUGACGAGAUUGAUCAUCGCCUCAAGGCCUUGGUUGUCGAUCCCGAGAUGAAAGUGCUGGGACGACGUACGAAUAAGAAAACGAGCGGCGGCAAGUGA